This is a messenger RNA of Phytophthora sojae, 849 nucleotides long. RefSeq lists its product as hypothetical. The transcript is spliced from 4 exons. Lineage: Eukaryota; Oomycota; Peronosporomycetes; Peronosporales; Peronosporaceae. The record is from RefSeq and is a predicted model, not a curated record. The coding region runs from base 1 to 849 and encodes 282 amino acids.
AUGUUGCGCGAAGGUUAUGUGAAGGACGUGGAAGGGGAGGUGUACCGCCGGGACGGGUACAGCUGCCUCAACUCGACCAUGCGCGAGCUGAUGCGAGGGCACGCCAUUCAUGUGAUCGCAGUAGCUCCUCUGCUUCAAUGCAUGGUCCCGGGCGAUGACGCUUUCGUGGUCAAAUUGGCAGAUAUCGCCUCGCUAGGCGAGUUGAGGCAGCGAAUCAAACGAACUAGGCCGCAACGCUUCGAGUCAACGCCGGCAAACGCGAUCAGCAUUUACGUAGCGAAGGAACAAGAUAAGUGGCUUGGUGUGGAGUCAGACGAAACCGCAGUACUAAAGCGCGGGGAAACCACAAGUCGGGUGAAGGCGUUCAUGUCGAAACGCGCGAAUUCGCUGACCGAUUUGGGGAAUCCGUUUGCAGACCUGCAGUCCAUUCACGUUAUUGCCCUGAGCCCCGAAUAUUCCCUUCGACGCGCGCCCACGGGGGUGCUCGGGAAGCGACGAGUGUACUGGGACGCUCUGAACGAGAAGCUCCCGAAGCUGAAUAAUGGCAAACCAAUUAGUCUGAGCAAGAUUAGCUGGAACACCAUUCGUAACUUCUACGAGGAGGAAACGUACGAACAGCCAGUCCAUCCAUGUCCAUUCUGCUUCAGUGACACUGAAGCAGAAUGCACGACGAUUCUAUUCAAUCUCUUUAAUGAGGCGCUUGACGCGGUGGGUGACGGAAGUGUCAAGAUUCGCAUGCAGUUUGUACGCGUGAUGGAGACGAAGAAGAUCAGCACCGCCAAAUCCGAAGACGACAGCGAGGACGACAAGACCAAUGAAGAGAGGAAAGAGGAAGAAGAUGAUGACUAA